This is a messenger RNA of Planococcus citri (citrus mealybug), 3886 nucleotides long. RefSeq lists its product as uncharacterized. Bases 1685 to 2269 code for a protein of 194 amino acids. The transcript has 4 exons. The record is from RefSeq and is a predicted model, not a curated record. NCBI's taxonomy places the organism in Eukaryota, Metazoa, Arthropoda, Insecta, Hemiptera, Pseudococcidae.
GUUUUCGGUAAACUAUUCUUCCUGCAUAUUGUCUUUGGUCAUAAAAUGAAACAGUUUAAUUGUCCGCUCAUAGGGCGCUAAAGCAUUGACAAGAUGUUGCGAUUUUAACACGCAUUUUUCAAUGAUCAUCGUAAUACGAGUAUGAGAAAUAAACAGUUGUUUAUAUGUACGUAUGAUAAAGAUUCCAUAUAUGCCGAGUUGUUUAUUGGAUGCAUGAGUUCUGCAUUGCUGAGCAUUUAACGAAAUCUUGCUCAUCUUAAAAAUAUAUCUAGUAUCACGGUUAUAAAACGAUUUAAAUACCUUGGAACAUUAUAUUGCGUCAAAGAGGAAAUGUUUUCGAUGAGUUAGGUAUUGUUUUCAAGAUCUCGAACUUACCUAUUUUGUACCUAGGUCCAUCAUUUCUUUCCAGAUCAUUUUUACAGUUCUUUAUUAUGUGACAAAAAGAGGAGCACUAACUUUAUUCGUAACAGGAUUUUCAAAAAAAAAAAAAAAAAACAACAACAACUCAACCCAUACAUUUUACAAGUAUUAACAAUCAACAUCAUUCAAACGAAAAACUCGUUUUGGAUUGACCCAGGCAUUUGUGAUUCUGCAAAAAAAAGGGCACCAAAUUUAUUCGUGACAUGAUUUUCAAAAAAAAAAAAAAAAAAAAAAAAAACUCAACCCAUAUAUACCUAUCUACAGGUUUUAGUAAUCAUUUUCGUAAUUUUAUCACUUAACGAAAAAUUCAGAAAAUAUUAUUUGGAUUGACCCAGGCAUUUGUAAUUCUACAAAAAAAUAUUCGACUUGGUAGAUACCUAGUUGGAAAAAAUCAUGAUAAAAAUGAAUCCUCAACCAAACAACUACGUGUUCUCGUCAGUUGCAUUAUAAUCCAACUGCAUUAUUUCUUCGAAAUAUAUUUCGCUUCGAAAAAGAGAGAAAUUUGUUAGAAAUCCACUUCAACAUGGCAACCUAUCAUUAAAAAUUUUAAAACAAAAAAAUUCUCCACUCGAGUAUCAAUCAACUGACAUUUUUUUUAUUCGGAAUAAGUUGGUAAACGCCUAUAAUCAUGCACUGUGACGUUGCAUCGCAUUGUUUAUUUUCGACAGAAAAAAUCCACAAGUGUUAAUCACACAGCUUCGAAACAAUAAAGAAUAAAGAGAAAAAUUAUAAUGCAAGAAAAAAAAGGAAAUGAACAAUAUGAGGAAAUUCGCGUUAUUUUUUUCCAAUCGUAUAAAAAUAUAGUUAAAAUUACAUCUGUAGUGAGUUAUUUUUCAGAGAAUGGAAUACUACGGUUUGUUUUUUUCGCUUUAGUUGAUAAUUGUUUUCGUUGUGAUUUUUUUACGCGAACUGUGAUUUUUUUUGGAUUUUUUUUGGUGUUGAAAUUCAAAAUGUACUUGUACUUGUCUGUGAUUGUGAUAUUGCUUUGCUUAAAUUAUGUUUAUUGUGAUAACGAAGAUACGACUGAAAAUAAUUUCGAUGAGAGACUUGACAGUAUGUUUAAAAAAAUUGAAGCAUUGCCUGAUAAGAGCAUACCCACAUCGAGCGACAGAUCAGCGCGAUUUUUAUCCUUUAAUAACGACGCCAGCCAUAUCAGGGUAUUCGUAGAAAUUUCACUAGAUUACUUACUUUACUUAUACAACUCUCGAGUAGGUACCAUUUUCGCAACGUUUAUUCGUUCCUAUAUUUUUUCAAAUAGGUAGAAAUGGUAUUCGCUAUUCCUUUCUUGGCGAUUCCAAUCGGAGGAAAACCAGAUCCUCAAACUCAAGGUGUGGCCAGACCUCACGUCGACGUCAAUAUUAAAUCUCUGCUUGCCAUGGGAGGAAUACUGAUAAUGUUGUUUUUCAUCGUUCCUAAAGUGGUUCAUCUUUAUUUUCCACCUACUAGGGAUCCGCCAGGAUCGGGUCAUCAUGCCAGAGAAAAUCUUCCCGGAGGAAUCGAUAUGAUACUGGAACGUAUCGAUGAUGUACUUCACAUGCAUAAUAUUGAUUUUCAAUCGUGUACCCAAAAAGCACUCUGUCAUACGCUCAGUAACGCUUCCAAGAAAGUCAAACAAGGUAAAGCCAAUGGAGUAGAGAAAUUACUCGAUGCUCUCAGCAGUUUUUAUCCAUUGAAAUUUCUUCUGGAAGAUACCUGGGUAUGGAAUUUCUUAGAAAAUUUCGGCCGUUCGAGGGAAACGGAAAAUGCAACUUGUCAGAAAUUCAGCCAGAAAUGUUCCAUAACGCAGAAUGGUUUAAAUAACGCAGCUGGAUCACUGUUGGCGGCGAUCAAAUUACGAAAAAAUGAAUGAAAAAACGUAAAGAGUGCACAAAGAAGUCUUUAUUUUUAAAUGACCAUCGAAAUAUUGUAUUUUUUCUUCACCUAAUUAAAUCACGAUUUCAUGAAUUAGAAUCAGAAAUCGUAAAGGAAAAUUAACGAGUGUGAUGCAGAAUGAAAAUUUUGACUUACUUACGUUUUAAAAUUUGCUCCUUUCUCCAUUAAUGAAUUUAAACCAAAGACAUGAAAUUUUUACAUAAUUUUAGCUAAUUUAUCAAAUUUUUCCAAGUUCUUGAAAGUUGAUGUCUAAAAAAAAAGUCUGUUUCAAUUUGAAUGAAAAUUUCAGAAAUUGGUGAUUUUUUUCAGAAUUUUCGAUAGUCUGGCUUAAUUUUAAAAAUUCACAGUUUUUUCCAAGUUUUUAAAAGUUGAAACUAAUUAAAUUUCUCCCCUCGAGGGUCAAGUUUGGCAUAAUACCAAGAAUUCAUUAAGUAUAAUAAAUUAUUUUUUCAAUUCAAUUUCAUAGAAAUGGGGCCUUUUUCUAUUAACAAUGAAGUGAAAUAUGAUAAAUUCGAAAAAAUCAAUUUUCAAAUUGAUGGUAAAUGUCUGCUGAGGUGAGAUCAUGUUAUUGAUCAGCCAUCAAGAGUGGUUGAAGAAACAUCCUAAAGCAUUAAAGCAGCUAAUAAGCAAAACAAAAAAUGCAAAAACUCUCUUGCAAUCAGCGAUGAAUAGCUGACGAAAAACUAUGCGUUCUCGGAUAAAAUGUCUUCUAGUGUUGGGAGGGGGGUGGGCAGUUGAAUUAGACGCCUGAAGUAUUGAAAUACGACGACUAAAAUCUUGAAUCAUAAUUCACUGAAAUUGAAAAAAAAAAAACAUUGCAGUAUUAUUUCAUAAAUUGCAGCAAAAAAAUAAAAUUGCUCUAAGUAAGACUUGAACGUGCCAUCAUCAACUUAAAAAUAAAAAUAAAAUUGAGAAUCAAAAAAAAAAAAAAGAGUCAAAAUAAAUAUCUGAAACAAUCAAAAUUCAAAUAAAUCAAAUUGUGAAAAUGAAAACCACAAAGCACUUACCGUUUCUGAAGUCGAAUUUCAAAACUGAGAGAAAAAAAACGAGAAAAUGAAUCAAGCUGCACCGGAAAUAUUUCAAAUACAACCGCAACGCACCAAUCUGUAUGAAAUUGCCUAACGCUCACAAAAAAGGAACCAGUCCUAGCAUUCCUCCCAAGAUGACCCUACGAGUAUUUUAUUAGGUACUUAAUGCUGCAGCCCCAUUUGUUAACCAAUUAAAGGAGAAUUAGAAAAAUUAAGAGACAGAUUUCACACUUCACUUCACAUUACAUAGAAGUACGUAUGACUUCAGGCAAAAUAAUCAAAGAACCAAAGAUCAUUAAUUAAUUGACAAAUAGGUAUACGAAAGAAACAAAUUUAAAUUUUUAGGGUUUUUGCUGCUAGCAACUGAAACCCUACUAUUGCAAUUGAUUUUAAUCAUAAGUUUUAUUCAAUUAGUAACCAAUCAGUGAACGGUAUUUUACAGAGACCGAUCUAUGAUUAGUAUGUAUUUAUCAUUGCUCGAUGAGAGAUUUUAGAAUUUGGAAUUAGAUUAAUGCAUCAUAUAGGUACUGUUACGAAUAUAUUUUACAUAAAUACCGUUAAUGAUU